CACUGUAAUAUUUCAAAAAACCUUAAUAAAUAUCUUAUUAAAAAACAACAACAAUGAACGCUUUGCCAGUGAGGCACACUAAAAUGAAAAUCUUAAUUAUUAUAUUUCCAUGGCCUUUUUGUUUUGUUGCCCAAAACUAAUAUGGUCUAUCACAAAGAACUACAUGCUGUCAAUUGCAUGAAUUCUGGGGGAUGUUAGAAUAUUUUGUCAACUAGUGUGAAGAAUCAUUUAAUUCUAAAAAACCAGUGUUACCAAAUGGGAAGUAACCCUUAUGAACAUUAAUAGAUUGAUGCCAUGAAACAGAGGCUUCAAUUGGGAAAAACCCAAAGGAGAAUAUUUCUACAUAGAGAAUAAUACAUGAACAUCGUAUUGGACCUUUUCUUCAAAGAAUCUGAAGUGUGGCAGAAAGCAUGUAUUAUCUAUUAACAUGCAAUAAUUUAUACAUAAUAAAUUUCAUUUUACAUUACUAAUACAUCUGAGCAGGAUCACUAAGGGAGGGGGUAUCAAACACCUGUGAAGGAGGACAAAUCUGGCCCUCUCUCUAUUCCCUUUCUUUAUGAGAGCUAGGCCAAUUGUUCCAAAGCAGUACUGCCAAGUGCAAAUUCAGAGUCACUAUGGACUUUUGCACCCAAAGAAUUUCCCCGAGACUGUGAGAAGGAUAACCUGGCUUCUGCUAAUGUCAGAACUAAGGAUCGCCAGGUUGCCACACCAUGCCUAUCUGUUCAAAAACACCGGUAAGGAAAGAUCACCUAACCUCAACUGGAUACAAAUGCCUGAUUACAACUAAUCAGUUUAUUUUGGCAUUGUUAAAUUGAUCUCCCUCCUUUACCUUUUCCCUCCAGUCCCCUUCCCUUGUACAUCUUGUCUUUCUAGUUUGUAAGUCUGAGGGCAGGGCCAGUAUCUAACAUUUGAUUGAUGUAAGCCAUUUUGAGAUACAAUAUUUGUCUGAAAAGCGAAAUAAAAAUAUAAUUAAAUAAUUACAUUAAUACAUGAAAGACACCAGGUGAGUUCAGCCCUGGAAAUCAUUUUCACUUGUUAAAGCACCAUCACACUGUGGUGGAGAGUUUUUGAUGAGUUCCCUUCUAACUAGGCAGGCCUGUGUCUGGCCUGCCACUAUAAUGAAGAUGCAAGGACUUGAGAGAAUACAAGCCCCCUUUAAUUUUACACUGUAUACCGUUCUUUAUCCAAGCUUCUAUAAAGCUAAGAAGUACUCGACUCUCCCAAAUUUCUUUGAUUGCAACGGAGGCAUAGCUAAAAGAUAAACUGCCUUUUAGCUAGAUGUAACAUCUUUCAUAAACACCCAUCACAAAAUUUCUUUUAAAAUUGAAGGAUAAAUUAAGUAUUAGAAAAGGGGGGGAGACUAUCAAUUGAAUUGCUAUAGAUUUUCCUACUAUUAUACCCUAUUCUGGCAUUGCUGUGAGCCAGUUUGAACACGCCUUAUCACAGAAAGGGGCAUACACAGCUAGGGAGUCAGGAAUUCUCACUCUUGUCACUGAUAGUACAGUGGUGGGGAACCUCAGACCCAUGUACCAAACAUGGCCCACCAGGCCAUUUUUAGGAAGUCAUACCCACACAUCCCACACCUGAUACCAUGCAUGACAUCAGAUAUGGUGUGGGUAAAGAUGGGACUCCAAAGGAACCAUCAGGAGCCAAAGUUCCUGGCUGUUCCUUGGAUCCCAUCCACCCAAUCUUGUUUACAUAAUCUGAUUUUUAUUAUUAUUAAUCACAUAAACAUCAAUAUCCAUAAUAGUGAAUAAAUCAUAGUAAAUAUUAAGAUAUACAUAUACACAACAAAUAAGGUGUGUGUGUGUAUAUAUAUAUAUAUAUACACACACACAAACUUAUAAUUAAGAGCUAGAUUGUGUGUAAGAAAAAAGGUGGAAGAAUGGAAUAAGAACAUGUAAAAUGGAAAUAAUUAUAAUUUCAUCUCAUAAAAUCAGGAUUAUCUAUUUUAUUACAUCAACUUGAACAAAGGUUUUUUUCCAAAAGGCAACUGAUAAAGUUAAAUGCCAUAGCUAGUUCACAUGAACAAGGCCUGAUACAUUUUAGAAAUACAUAAACUGAAGCCUAAUGCACAGUUUCAAAUCUCAAUUAAGAUAUAUGAUCAAGAGACACUGAGCUGAUGUUGGAGAGCUCAACUACACUGUUGAGAACUCCUGAAAGCAGGAGUGAAUAAAAUCAACAGUGUAGUUGGGAAUGAUGGGAUGGUUGUAAAUGGUUUGACAGAGGUGAGGAGUAAAUCCUAAGGCUGACUCCCUAUUGACUAUAUAUACAGAUGGACAAAAACUGAAUGUGAUCCAUUAUUAUAGGCCUAAAUUUUAAAAAAAACAUUCUGACCUAGAAAAAAGAAACUUAAUAACAAUUAAUUAAAUUCCACCCAACACAGCGGGAUUUUCUUUUGAGCAAACAUGCACAGAAAUAGAAAGCUGUCUUAUACCAAGUCAGCCAUACACAAAAGUGGUAAACAAAACACAAACCUUGGUUUACCACUCGUAGUUUAGGAAGAAACCAAUCAUGAGUUCGGGUUCAGACAUAACAUUAAGACCAAACUAUGGCUUAGCAUCCGGAGUAAGACAUUUCAACAGCAUGCCACUUAGGUGAAUGAUACUUUAAGUGACACGAGAACCAGGCCAAUAUGUUAUUUUUGUGUGAUUGUAUCAAAAAGUAUCUGUUUCAAGCAUGAUUGUUUAAAGCAGUUCAUGUCUUCCAUUCAAAUAUGUAAGUUUUGAACUAAGUGGAUUUCUGAAAUGACAGUUUUCCAAUCGACAAAUUGGCGGAAACAGACAUUUGAUGGGCAAGACAUUUGUGGAAAGAGCAAUAGUGUGCAUCCUGAGCAAACACUACAAAUACCAUGUUAGUUUAGAGUAACCUGAUUUAAUUGACAAAAUCCAAGGGCAGUUAGAAAGAUCGUUCAAUCACAACAACACUGGCUCAAAGAUACUCCGGAAACCCUGAUCACUAGACUGACUCUUCCUAUGCUCGUCUAUGGGGGUAACAUAUGAAGGGAGCCUUACGACUAAGCCUCCCGGUGUGGGGCAGCUGCGCGCUAGCUCCCAUGGGCAAGCUGAUGGGUUAUAUUGAAAUAUUUGUGGCAUAAGGGGAAACCGGGGCAGGACUUCCUUCUCUGGCACCUGGAGCAUGAGUCCUCGAGGUACAACCGAGCGGGUGAGGGAGCCCCCAUAGCCAGCCCCUUCCCUCGCUUCCUCCCGCUGGAACAAGCCACCCUUCCCCUCCCCUCCUUCACGCUCCGGCUUAUUGCUGGGCCAGGGGCACGGGCUCUCCGCCGCCGCCAUCAGCAGACAAAGGCCCCUCCAGACCCGAGGCGGCGGCGGCGGCAGCAGCAGCAAAACAAAGGGGCCGAGUCGAAGAGGGAGCCGCGUGGGGGGUGGGGAGCUGCCGGGAAGACAGGUUGUGGGGGGAGGGGAUUCCGGGCCCGCGAUGAACUCCCCUCCCGGCGAGGGGGGCGGGCCACUUCUGCUCGCCCGCUCCCUCCCUCAGAGCCAGUUUCGAGGAGGAGAGCAGCAGCAGCGCGGCCCAGCUCCUUCCUGCUCCCGCUGGAGGAGGAGGAGGAGGAGGAGGAGGCAAGGAGAGAGAGGACCCUCCCGCCUGCCCGCCCCGGCCCCGUCCUGACCUGGCAGAGCUGCUGACAGUACUCGGCGGCCGCCUCCACGGCGGGCUCCCGGCUCUCCCGCAGCCCCGUCUCCAGCUCCAGCAGCCGCCCCUUCAAGCGCCGCAUAUCCAGAGGGAGGAGGCCGCUCUCGCCGCCAGGGCCGUGGCUGCCGCUGUCCUGCUCGGCCUCCUCGUCCGCCAUCUUCGCACCCCGCUCCGUCGCGUACGCAGCCCCCCUCCCCCCACCCUACCACUACCAACCACAACCAACCAACCGCCACCGCACUCGCGAGCCCUCCCUCAACGGCCCACCUACCCCCCCAACUCUCCCCGCGCGCGCGCGCAGGCGCGAGCCCCGUAAAGGGGGGGUCACGUGAUUACACAAUACCACGUUCCGGGGAGGGGGAAUCACGUGCGGGAUCGAAGGGGAGGAGAGUUCGAACAGGCAGUUCGCCCGCUCUUUACCCGUCCCCCCCCUCCCCAGUAUUCGCAGAGGGACUGGGAAACGUGGGCUAGUCCUGUCACGUGCGUCUGCCGGCGCGCGCCUAGUGGCACAAAUAGCCUCUUGACGCGCCUCGCGGACUUUUUUUUUGGGGGGGGGGGGAGACGGCAAGGAGGCAGGACGUCAACCGAAGAAGUGUUUCAGUUUCGCUCGCGGUCUGGCUGGUUUGGAGCGGCUUCGCUCCCUUGCACAGGAAGAGGCGGCGCCGCCACCGCAGACUUCAACGGGCAGGCGGCGCGCUUCUCGCCCGCUUCCGUUUGCCCCUCUUUUCUCUCCCUGGACACGCGCACCUGGCUGCAAAGUUUCUCGCCCCUCCGUCUGCGAGGGAGGCCAGGUGUUACGCAGCUAGGAAUCCCAAAACCGAUGCGCAUUUAUUGCUAGUCCGCAACUUCCGAAACUGUUCGACACGGCAGCUGUUUAAACUUUGGGGAAAUUAUUUUAAAUACAAACUAUCCUUUUAAGAAAAAUAAAGGAACAAACAUCCGUCGAAUUUAUUUAUUUAUUUACUUCCCGCCCUCCACCCUAAGGCAGGAGGGCCAGUGAUGCAGCCCACACACUAUUUGAAUGGCAACGGUCAUCAACUUCGGGGGUGGGGAUCUGGCCCUUUCAAAUAUUGUAUUGGGGUGGGGGCGAAGGAACCUCAGCCCCUAGGAGCUGGCUGCUAUGCCUAAGGUCCCAGAGCAAGAUACAGUAUAAAAACAGCAUUGAGAACAAUUUUAAGCUUGCAAAGGUGGGUGCUAAAAACAUUCACCUUUGCAAAUAUUACCUUUGCUUUCUAUAGGUACGUUGAAUUUUGAAGCAGCAUGUGUAGGGGUGAGGUAUUUAGCUUUUUAUUUUAGCAUAUUCAGGGCUAAUUUAGAUUUAGAAAAUGGUAUGAGGGAGAGGAUUUUUUAAACUUCCUUCCCCACAGCUGCUUUUAGGUGGGGAAACAGUUGGGAGUUGUAAUUAUGAAUCCUAUAUUUGGGGGUGGCGCAGGACAUUUUGUCGCCCCUGCAACACCAUUCACCAUCCUGCAGAACCAGGGCCCCUCCCUGGCCCCACCGUCACACCUGUACUGCUGCCAGUCCCGCCACUGCAACUGCCACGAUGCAGUAGCAGUUUGGUGAGGGAUGGCUGUGAGGACAAGGGUACUGUGACACAGACAAAGCCACAGUGGGGCUGGAAGCACCACAAUGGGGCUGAUGGCGGUGCAGUGGCAGGGGUUGAAUCUGCUGGCCUGUAUGAGAUCUAUUUUGGUCAUCCUGCUAAUAGAUCCUGCUAACAGGCCUUGGUUCCCACAAAAUGGGCGUACUGGUUUCUCUAAACAGAAAUACCAAAGAGAUAGAAACAGAAAUGAAAAGGCUCUGACACCCAUGCUGGCUUUGUGUAACAACUUUGCAAGGCACUUUAGGGAGAAAAUCACUCAGAUUUUGACAGAGCUGGAUCGCAUUCAAAUCAAGUCUAACAAAGUUGUCUAGAGCACUGUCUGCUCCAUCGCUACUGGAUCAGUUUACAUUAUUGCAGCCUGAGGAUGUGACAACCUGCUUGAAGACAUGUGGCCAUCCACCUGCCACCUUGACCCUUGGCAUUCUGGCUUCUUCAGGGGGUUGCCUGGUGGGGGGGUCCAGAAAGUGAUUAAUGUUUUAAUGAAGAAGGUGCCACCUGCCUUGAAGGAGGCAGUGGUGUGUCUCCUUGGUAAGAAGACCUCACUGGAUCCAGAAUUGUUAAAAUAACUAUUGUCUGGUGGCAAAUAUCCCCUUUUGAGGCAAGGUGCUUGAGAAGGUGAUGGUGGUCCAGCUUCAGGAAGGAAACUAAUUACUUGGAUCUGUUCUACUCUGGCUUCAGGCCUUGUCAUGACACUCAAAUUUCCUUGGUCACCCUGGGUGAUGAUAUUUAUCAGGAGAGAGAUGGGGAGAGUGCAACGCUGCUCAUUCUCAAUCUGUUGGUGGCUUUUGAUACUGUUGACCACAGUAGCCUUCUGGAGCAGAAGCAUCUUUCUGGUUCACCAGAAACAACCCCUUUUGGACAUAAAUAACCUGGCCACUGUAAUACAUUCUCUGGUAACUUACAUACUUAGGAUGACUUGGAAAUGUCAAGUGGUUCAAAAUGCAGCAAGCAGAUUAGUGGCUGGGCUUCCAAUUAGAUCUCACAUAACCCUUGUUUUAAAACUGCUGCAUUGGUUGCCAGUUCAUUUCCAGGCUUAGAUCCAGAUGCUCACAUUAGCGUUUAAAGCCCUACAGACCCCCUCAGGGGGCAGAGGAGGCCCUAUUAGUUGUUCCAUUUCUCAGAAGCUGUAAAGUAAAUAGUAGAGGUAGACUCUGCCUUGUAAUAUUAUUUCUUUAUCCACAUAUGUCUUUUAUUUGGCCUUUAUUGAGUAGAUCUUCUUUCACCAGUAAAAACAUAAAACUAUACAAGGUACAUAAAAAUGGUCUCUGCCCUGGCAUUUUUACUGCAGCAUUGUUUGUUCACAGAUAUAUUUCCUUGUAUUUUCCACCUAAUUAAUAUUGGUAGCUGGAAGCCUUGAGAGGGAAUUGAACUCCCCUGCUGUUCCAUCACUGAUUGCAAACUACAGGUAUAGUUGCUGUUACGAGAAUAUUGAUUUGAAUGGGGUAUUACAUACAUUGAACAGGGAAAAACAAAAUUACUUGGAGUGCAAAUGAAAAGCUAGAUGCAUAAUAACAUUUCUGAUUCACAAGUGGAUUUUUAGAAUAAAAUGGGGAAAAUAAUAAGUGAUUCUAAAAUUAAGUUAUUCUAGCAAAGGGAGUAACAUAAUGUUGCGAGUAUAACCAUUAGGUGCACUUCACGCAAAGUUUAGCACUUUGAUUUGAUUUUUAAAGAUGGAAAAUUGAGCAUGCAUUUAACUCUCACUGAAAUAAAUGGAAUAUAAAAGUGCUUAAUGCUUCAUUCAAUUAUUCUAAUACUUACUAAAAUUUAUUUUAACACAAACAUCUGUCUUUAAUAUAAUGCACAUUUUGUAUAAGAAUUCCAUAUGGUCUGAAAUUAUCUCCAAAUACAGGUCUAUUGUAACCUACAGAAAAUAUGCUUCCUUGCAAUAGUGCUAUCAUGCUACCUGGCACUUUAUUUUUUUUAAAGUUGCCUUACGUUGCAACCUGUUGUGGCCUCAAGGCCCCAAGGGGGGGGGCUGGUUUGAAGAAGUGGCAAUUACUAGAAGAGCAAAUGGAAUUAUGGUAAGCUAUGGUGGAUCACAAAAGGCAAGGCAGUAUCUUUUGCCAGGACCCUGGACAGAUCACAAAGGCAAAAAUUAGUUGGAACUCACCCAAAGAGAGCUAUUGUUUCUGCAGCCUGCUGUGACCUUUUCAAGAUGCCAUGAUUUUCACCUGCUGUUAACCUCACCCAUUCAGAAAAAACUGUGUUUCCUAAAGGCCAAUUGCCUGAAACUGCAACCACUGGAAACUAUGGUGAGGUCUCCGUGUGUGGGUCUUCUGUGUCUGAGGUGUCAGGUAAAGUCAAGCUCUCAGGUUUGGAAGGUUCUGGAGUGUGGGAUGAAGGAUCCCUGGGCAAUACCUCUUCCCCUUCUGAGAUGGAGAUGGGGAGAUUGAGGCUAGAGACAUGACACAGCCUGACACAAAAAUCUGUGGGACUCGUGUGCACAUGUGUAGAACUAUGUACUAAAUAUAAAUAGGUCUGAAUAAUUUACCGUACUUGAAUAAUGCUUUCAAAGAAAUAGUGGCUUGAACCCUGUGUGUAGCUUUCCACUCAUAUAAUCUCCCAUCCACAGAAGUGAGGAAAGGCAGUUCCCUCCUGCAGCUCCAUUUGGAUGACUCUGCAACAAUGUGAGAGGUGAUGGAGGAUGCUGUAGGGGGAAGGAGGAAUUGGUGAUAAUUGCUUCCCCUUCCCUUCUGUCAGAGACAACCUCUGGACCACCAGCCAUUCCAUGAAUGAAAUGAAUAUGAAAUGAAAAUGUUGCAAUAUGAAUCAAACAGGGUGAGUGCAAAAAGGAUGGUUUGAAACUGCAUUAUUUUUCAUCAUUUUAGGAUCAUAAAAUCAUACAAUUGUAGAGUUGAGAGGGACCCUGAGAGUCACCUAGUCCAAACCACUGCAAUGCAGAAAUAUGCAAGUGGCUCACAUGGAGAUCGAAUCACAGCCUGGGCUAGGUUAUCAGCACCGUGCUCUAACCAACUGAGCUAUUCCCUCCUACAGUGAUACCUCGGGUUAUAGCUGCUCCCGGUUGCGUUUUUUCGGGUUGCAGACCGCCAAAACCAGGAAGUACCAGAAUGGGUUACUUCCGGGUUUCGGCAGUUGCGUAUGCGCAGAAGUGCUAAAUCACGCUUUGCGCAUGUGCAGAAGUGCCAAAUCGCAACCCGCGCAUGCACAGACGUGGGUUGCGAACGCUGCGAGUUGCAAACGUGCAUCGCGCAUGGAUCACGUUCGCAACCCAAGCGUCCACUGUAUUUUGUUAUUUUCUAGUUUUCUUUUUUUUUAAUAACAUUUUAUUGAUUUUCCAAAAAUAACAAAAAUAAAAAAACAACCACAACAAUGCAAAAACAAAAUAAAACAAAUUGACUUCCCUCCAAUUCCUUGGUUCUAUUAUUUAUCAAGAUACUGCAGGUCCAUUGUUAAAUUUUUAAAUGUUAUUUUCUAGUUUUCAGCUCUUAAUAUAAUGUUGCAAAGGGGAAAGAGACUACAGUGGUACCUCGGGUUAAGUAUUUAAUUCGUUCUGGAGGUCCAUUCUUAACCUGAAACUGUUCUUAACCUGAAGACCACUUUAGCUAUUGGGGCCUCCAGCUGCUACUGCGCCCCCGCCGUGCGAUUUCUGUUCUCAUCCUGAAGCAAAGUUCUUAACCCGAGGUACUAUUUCUGGGUUAGCAGAGUCUGUAACCUGAAGCAUCUGUAACCUGAAGCAUAUGUAACCCGAGGUACCACUGUACAGGGAGAAACAUUCUCCCCCUGUGCCAUUUUAAAAGCUGGUAGGAAAUCUGGUGAAGUCACUGUUGUCUUUGUUGUUCUUUUUUUAAUGGCUGCAAUUACUGAAAAUGGCAGUAAACUGUGGUUGACAAUGCAAGAGAAAACUAAAUGGUAAACAUUGUUGAUUUUUGUGCCCACCAUCUGACCUUUCUUUAAUAUUACAAUGCAGGAAGUGAUCUCUUUAAGAGUCAAGGACGAGAUAACAUCAGUAUGGUGGAAUAGUAAUUACAUCAAGCAAUAGUUGGCCAAUGAGGAGACAUCACAGUUGAUCCAUUGGCUUAGAUCUAGGUGGGAGAUAUGACUGAAUUUCCUAGUAUAAAAGAAAAACACAGGGUAUAUUCCGUCUCAGUGUCGAAAGACAAGCUGCCGCUAAGUUUCCUAACCCUAUUUUUUUCAGACUCUUAAUCAACUGUCCUCAGCUGGAAAAGAAGAAGGGUAAUGUUAUUUGUUAAAAUGGUUUAGAUAUGUUUAUUAAUAUGAAAUCUAAUAUAAUCUCUUUUUUUAAAAGCAGACUCUUUGUAAAAAGACCAAGUACUGUGAUUCUCUUCAUAGACUGAGGCUGCAAUCCUAUAUCCACUUACUUGGGGGUAAACUCCACAGAACUCAGUAGUGCUUACUUGUGAGUAACAUGGAUAAGGGUUGUUUUGCGAGAUGCUUUGGGAUCAUUUGAUGAAGACACAAAAACGUGUCAGCCAAAUGGUGAUCAGCUCUUUGUGUGCAAUGUAUCUCAGGCUCUGAAAUGGGAGCAUGGUUUAGAUAAAAACCUGAAGCUGAAAAUUCUUGCUUUUAAAAAAACCCAAAACACCAAAUGUUGUGUUUGCUGUUGCAGGGGUAUAACAUGUUACUGUUUUGAGAGUGUUGUUGUUAGGGAGAACUCUCUCCAGGGAUAGGCAUAAUGCAAGUGGAGCCACGUGAAGCUUUUCAUUUUGAUUCUCUUGCGCAGCUUAUGCCACAUAACCCUGAGUACAUCAGUGGCCAUGCAGUCUUCUCAUGUUUUCUUUGUCUGGUGAGUCCCCUGGUUUUCAGGAGCGGGGUUUCUGUUCGUUUGUUUUUUGGUGAGGGGCAAAAGGCUGCAAUGGGAAUGGAGUGAAAAAGCUCUGUUGUACCUGAAGUUCUUUUGAUACAAGCCAUAGUUCUCUGGAUCAGGGAAAGAGAUCAGAAAAAGCAACUUUGGAUGGAUAGUGGCUAAUAAGUAACAAUCCCCUUGGGCUACUUCACACAUUAUAUUUUACAUCUAAACUUGUAAAGUGUGAAUGCAACAAACUUACGCAUCAAACAGGUUGGGCAUUGGUUGCAACUAUGUGACAGGGUAAAAACAACACCAGCCUGUGUUACUUACAUAUCGUGUUGGAAAUGGCUCGACUAGUGAGUAUUUAGCUAAGAGAGCAAUACAUAUACUUUCUCAAAAUUAUCCCGUUUAGAUCUCUGAUACUGCAUUAGCAGUGGAAGGAUCUGCUAAUUUCUCAUUUUUCACAAUCUUAAAUUGGAUUCUCCAUAUUCCUGCAGCAAUUUUUCUUUUAAAAAAAUCCACAUUAGAAUUCUUAAGCACUUUAGUGUGACUUUUUCCUGAUAAACAAUUUUUUAUGUCAUUUUGACUAAUGCGCACAUCUUUGCAAGCAAUUUCUAUUGGUAUAUGUAUUUUUGUAUAUUAUUUCCACUAAUAUAUUUAUUUUUAUGCACCCUUCUACCUAAAAUAUGCAUUUUUGGUAAACAUUGGUUUGUUGGGAAAACUGCCUUGAAAAUUUUAAGUACGUACGGAUUUCAAAGGAUGGCUAUGUUUUAGUUCUCAUAUUGUUUCAAAAAGUGUGAAUCUGGUAAAUUCAGCUUUAAAUGUAAACUUAAUAAAAUUGUCCUCCAUCCCUAUACUACAUUUAUAAAAUUAAGGGAGAAAAAUGGCUAUUACCUAAUACAUUUUUUUUCUGGAUUAUUUCUGCAAAGGCUUGCAGUGCAACCCUGCACAAGUCUAGUCAGAAAACCCAUUGUGUUCAGUGCGUCUUACUCCAUGUUAAGUGUUCUUAGGACUGCAGCCUAAGGAAGUCCUCUCCUUUUAAAUGCCAAUUUACUAGAAAUCGUCACAUAAAUAUAACAGACUCAUCAGCAUUAUUACUUUGUAACAAAAAUAUAAAAACAACAAAUUGUGUUUGAUACUAUAAUAUAUUGCUAAUAUUUUAUUAAUUUAAUUCCUUUGAAUGAUUUGCUUGUCAGUUGCCUUUAUCUUCCACAUUUUUGUGUGUACAUGGCCUAAACAGCACUAUCUUCUUAUCUGAUUGCAUUUUUUGUGUUGCAUUGUUAUUUCUGGAAUGUAGUUUUUCUGUUAUUUGUUUUCUGUUUAGAAUAAAUAUGAAUAAAAAUACUCUCUUAUAAGCUGCUUAGGGCCAGCUCCAGCAUAGUGCUUUUACAGUUAGGAAGUGUGAUUCUCAUAAAGAUGCAUGGAAAAUUUAAUGUCUAGUUGUCUCAUGUACCUAGUGAUAAUUGUUGACACUUUUUUCUCUGAAGAUCUGGCUCCCAUACCUUUUUUGUGGCAUGUGUGUGUGCUGAGCAUUUUCCCAGUCGGGCUUUUGUGGGUUUUUGGGUCCUAGCUAAAUAUUUUGGUAGAUUUUGCAGGGAGCAUUCAUGAGCAGGAUGCUAGAUUGUAGCUUGUUCCUGAUCUACUGGAAAGUGAUACCAUAUUUUUAGAUAUUUUACUCAGUCUAGAGGCUUACACCAAAGUAUUCCCAUGGACAGGGGGAAAUGUUAAAUUUAAGUAUUGCUUAGCAUCACUUCAUGUGUUUCUGAGAUACUGGGCACGUGCCUAUAUGUCAAGUUUACGCAAGGUAUUCCUCAUAAGAAGUGAGAGGCAUACGCACUCUCUGUGUUGCAUCUGUCUAUGAUAGCUGUUUGGCUCUUGGUCCACAACCAUGAUGUGUACAAUAUUUUUUAAAAUAACAACAACCACCACUUGUGAACAUAGCUCUCAUAUGUCACUGGAAACCGCUCAGAUAACUUAUGCAACAACAUCAGUCCUAUAAAACAUUUAGUCUAUCUGAGCCAAUAGGAUGUUUUGGCUAACAUGUAAGUCAAGCCAUGUGGAUUGCCUUAGUAAAACACCCUCUAGUUCAGGAGUGGCUAGCUCACAAAACAUUAGCCACUUCUGAACUCAUAGGUGUUCUACUUAGUUUCAGACGCAGUUGGUCUGUAACUCCCCGAACAUACAACAAGCUGCCUGGGACCGAUUUGAGCUGAGAUCCAACAACAUCUGAAAGGCAUCUUAUCCUUAUUCUACAAAGACCCCAAACUUUUGACCCAAGUGACAGCAUUGUUUAUGCAUCUGUACUCACUUAGCAUGUAUGUUAAAACUGCAUGGUAAAUUCAAGAUGCUAACCACACUUUGAUCCCAUAUUACAUUCAGAGACCAGAAUCCAAAUAAGUCACUAGUCUCUUGAGGCUGCAGCACCACCAACAGUCCUACAGCUCUGCGCCUUCUCCAUGGGUAGAAUUUAAGAAUACGAUGAAAACUGUGUUCCUAAGCUACUUUCAACUGGAAUCAACUGGAUGUAUUUCCAAAUAAACAUGCUUACGACUAGAAGGGAAAUCCUUUGUUUUUCUCUCUUUUGCAGGAGGGCCAUGGUGUUCUUUGGGAAGUAUGCAGCUGUUGCUUUUGCCAUAUUGUCUGUGUCACUGAGUAUUCUACAUUCAGUGCCGGAGCGAGAGUUCAUCGCUCCAGGUGAGAUACAUUAAAUAUUGGAUUAUUAUUUUUUAAGCAGACAGUGAUUUGGAUAAAUAAAACUUACCAGUUAAGCUCCCAUCAUCUGUGCACCAUGAACAGAAAUGACAUUUCCUGGCAUGGGAAAUUGUGAAAUAAGAAAGAAAAGAGGAGUGUAAUGGAAGUGGUCCUCUUCGCCGCACUUUAACAGAAGUUGCAAAAUCUUUUCUAUCUCUCUUGUUAAAACUAUUUAGCAGCUUGCUGGAUUGCAUCAUUGCAUUUAAAGCUUUACAAAGAGGAAUACUUACAUAUACUUACCUAUACAGUGGUACCUUGGGUUACAGACGCUUCAGGUUACAGACUCCACUAACCCAGAAAUAGUACCUCAGGUUAAGAACUUUACCUCAGGAUGAGAACAGAAAUUGUGCGGUGGCAGCAGUGGGAGGCCCCAUUAGUGAAAGUGGUACCUCAGGUUAAGAACAGUUUCAGGUUAAGAACGGACCUCCAGAACCAAUUAAGUUCUUAACCCAAGGUACCACUGUACUUACUCAAUAUACUUACCUAUACUGAGUAAAUGUGCAAAAGAUAGGGCUGUGUGCCACUUUUAGACUCUUCUGACUGAAUAGCACUUUGUACAUUACACCCAUGAAAGUAAAUGUUAACCAUUUCAUACUGCAGAUUAUUGGAUAGGUAGCACUUUUAAUCUCAUUGACAAGAAAGGCAUUAUAUUUCUCCCCAUAAUCAUAAGAAAUCAUUUUUUUUUAAACUAAUGAAAGCUUUCUGCUAGUACAUGUGUAUGCUUUCUUUUCUAUAUUUUUUCUUUCUUUUUUUAAAAAUAAAUUUUAUUAAUAUUUUCCACAAAAAAAUAACAAUAUGCAUUGCAAUUAAUGCAAAUUAAAUUUUUUAAAAAGAUGAAAAAUGAAUGGAUAUGGCAUUAACUAAUUUACUUUAACACUAACAGUGCUUUUUUGAUUGGGGGCUUUCCACAUAAUAUUUUUGAUUGAGUUGUUUUUUAAAGCAGUAUUAUCUGUCAGCAUCUCCAAAUGUGGGAAAUGAAGAGCUGCAGCUGUUUAAGCUUCCCUAACAUCAAAAGAUGAUUUACUACGUUACUUGAUUAACAGAUGACCUCUAUUUUCUGCCAUAUUCAUAAACAUGCAUUUAAUUACCCGCUUGACUUGUGAUUUUGAAUACCUCAGUGUUUUUGGUGCCCUGUAUGUGACAAAUUCUUUCAACUGGCAUUUCUUUUUCUGAAAAUGUGCUGCGUGUUCAAGGAGUGAAAUUGCAUGUUCUGUCUUGAAAACCCCACUUCAGAGCACCUUGUUAGUAGCUCCCAGUGAAUAUUUCACAGUUUUUGCCUUAGCUACAUUUUGCCCCAUAUAGUCAUUUAAGCUAAUGGCACCAUACUGAUUUUUUUUUUUUUAAAGGAAAGAAGUGGGGAGGGGGGUUUCCUUUGGAUCUUGAGGAGGUGACCAGUUUAAGCAAGCCUUAGCUAAUUCCAAAACAUUUGAUAGAAAGAGGGCCAAGAUCAGAUCAGAAAGUUUAUCUUAUUUCCUGUAGACUAGGGCCUGGAGGACUUGUUGGGAUCCAGUUCCCAUCAGCCCCAUCCACCAUGGCCGAUGGUAAGAGAUUAUGGGAAUUGUGAUCCAAUCAAUAUAUGGAAGGCUCCCAUGUAUUGCUGUAGACCAUUUUGUCUUCAAAGUUAGAUGUGAAUUUAGCCAUUCAUGAAUUGAUGGCGCACAAUGAGAAGCCCAUCCUACCAGUUCAGCUCAAGACUGGAAUGCAGCCCAGCCCGUCGUAUGUUGCAAUGUGAAGUACAAGUAGAACCAAGAACAGCACUAAUAUCUAAAUAUAUUCUUUUCUGUGUAUCUGAAAGGCUGCCCUGAAUGUAAACUGAUCUUGAACGCACGCAUGACGGAGCUGUUCAAUGGGCGACCUAUUUAUCAGUGUGCAGGAUGCUGUUUCUCAAGGGCUUAUCCCACUCCCAUGAGAUCUAAGAAGACAAUGCCGGUCCCAAAGAACAUCACAUCAGAAGCAACAUGCUGUGUGGCAAGAGCCUUCAAACAGGUAAUGAGGCUACUAAACACCUACCUAUGCAAUAUGUGUUUGUUACCCUUCCACCCUGGAAUAAUAUUGGAAUCCUCAGGCAUGCUUGAAGAUUGUGCCUGAAAGCUGCAACUCCAUUCUUCUAAGUCCACAGUCUGCUCUCUGACUUACUUAAGGUCUCUUAUAAAUCCAGAUGGCUCCAACCCUUAUAUAGCAAUAUCAGAUCUAUUGGUAUUGACUUUGAACUCUUGUAUAAUUCAAGUGAGCAAUAUAUGUAUCACAACAUUCAAACCAGAUUAAGGGUGGGUGAACAGGAAAAUUCCUCACACUAUCUUGUAGCUGGAUUUUGAAUGUACCCUCAACCUCAUUUCUGCAAAGGUUAAGUUAGCGAUGUGUUGCAACUACAUUACAACGUAUUUGCCCUGUAGAUGAGCAGCUGCUGUUCAAGAAAUGCUAGUGAAAAAUCUUUUUUGAGCAUAUGGAACUAAUUGCAUUUGGCGGGGUGUUCCUUAGAAUUCUAUCUACUUAUAACUGCCAAUGAAAAUGAUAGCAGAGUGAGUCUAGAUAAUAAUUCUCAGUGUUUCUUUAUUUAUAUUUAUUCAUAUAUGUAUAUAUAUAGAGAGAGAAAGUAUCAAAAUGGUGUACAAUUAAAACAGUACCAUAAACUUCACUACAACAAAUCACAAUAUAGAAGAAGAAAUUGCAUAAUAAACACAUAGCUUUUAUUUUAAGUGAGAAAAUAAAGCAUUAAGGUGUUCUUUGCAAAAAGGGUCUGAUUUUUGCAAUGAAUGAAAGUAUAAUUCUAUUUUUUCUUUUCUUUUCUUUUAUCCAGGCUCCCAUUCCAAAUCAUGAACACACAAAGAUAGAGAAUCACACCGAUUGUCACUGCAGUACUUGCUACUAUCAUAAAUCUUAAGACCUUCAUGAAUGGACCGCCGAUGACAACGAAUGAUUUUAUUUUAUUUGCAUUAUUUGCAUUAUUUGCAUGUAUAAGAUCAUAACGUUUCUGAUUGAAAAAAAGGAAGCUUUAAGCUUACCUACUAUGAUAUAUUCCCUGCUGUUAUGUUUCCUCUUUACUUCAUCACA
Molecule: messenger RNA, 15827 nt
Organism: Podarcis lilfordi (Lilford's wall lizard)
Lineage: Eukaryota; Metazoa; Chordata; Lepidosauria; Squamata; Lacertidae
Source: the annotation of a GenBank genome assembly